UGACUUUGAGAGCCCUUCUUCUCCCACCUAGGCUAAAACUUUCGCGCUCGAAAAGUUCUCCCCAGCUCCACUUUGUAUAUGCGAACCCUAAAUCCACCCCGAACCCAAAUCAAUCCUGUGUCGAUACGAACCCUAACCAGAUUACACACAGCUCGACUUGUUCUUCUCAUGUGCUACAAAUUCCCCAAUUACUGUGAUUGAUGUCUCUUCAGAUUGUGGAGCUCCAUCGUAACCCCUAAUCUGCAAACAUGGACGCCAAGGACAUCCUUGGAUUGCCCAAAACGCCACUCUCAGUACCUCCGGAAAAGAAGUCCCAGCCGAAGAAAGAUUCCCAGAGAAAACCCGAUGGCAUUUCGCGCGAGGUGUAUGCUCUUACGGGAGGGCUGGCGCCGUUAAUGCCAUCGAUUGAUUCUUCUUACUUGAAGAAACGGCCCCCUUCUGACGAGAAGAUCACUUGGCAAUGGCUUCCCUUCACAAAUUCUGCUCGGAAGGACACUCUGCAGCUUUAUCAUUGGGUUAGGGUAGUAAACGGUGUUCCUCCAACAGGGGAUUAUUCGUUUGCCAAGUAUAAUAAGUCUAUUGAGGUUACCAAGUACACCGACGAGGAAUAUGCAAAGCAUUUGACUGAUCCUUCAUGGACCAAGCAAGAGACAGAUCAGCUGUUCGACUUGUGCGAACAGUUUGAUCUCCGCUUUGUGAUCAUAGCAGAUAGGUUUCCAUCUUCUCGGACUAUGGAGGAAUUGAAGGAUCGCUAUUAUAGUGUAUAUUUUCUUUCCCCAGUGUGUCGUUCCAUAUUGCUUGCUAGGGCUUCAUCUCCAGCUGAUGUAUCGGGCCAUCCUUUGGUUAAGGAAAACUAUAAUGCUUCACAAGAGAAAGAACGCAAGCGUGCUUUGUCCAUGGUCCUUUCCCAAACCAAGCAGCAAGAGAAAAAGGAUGCAGAGGUCCUCGCUGAAGCCAAAAAAAUAGCUGAGUCGCGGAUGGCUGCUAAAGGUGUCGAGGAAUCUGUAAUGCCUGCGACUGAGAAUGAAUUUCCUGAAACAACUAUUGAUCACAAUGAUACUCUUGUAUCUCUAUCAAAUGUUCGACUUGCCCCAGUGGCAGCUCCACCUUCAACUUUGGUCAUUGCAGAUACUUCUUCUACUCUGGCUUCACUGCGUAUGCUUCCAGUAUACUUGAGAACAUAUGCACUUGAGCAAAUGGUGCAACAGGCGAGUUCGUCAGCAGGACUUCGUACCAUUAAGCGAGUUGAGCAAACUUUGCAAGAUCUUGGGAUUAAUUUAAAACCUAGGGUGCCAACCAAAGCCGUCUGUGCUGAACACCUGGAGUUGAGAAAGGAAAUAUUGACCCUACUAAACCUCCAAAAACAGUUGCAAUACAAGGAGGCAGAAGGUUCAUCAUUACGUGAGGGUACUACCUAUUCAGAAAUGCCUGGUACACCAAAGCGUCAAGUACGUGAUCAUGAUCGGACAUUUAUUCCUGAUGCGAUGAGUUUUGGAGGUGAAAGAGGUGGUCGAAAGGACCCGAAACGCAAGGGACCUGGAAGGGUAUCUGAGACACCAUCAUCUCCAGCUAAUAAGCGGCCAAGAAAAAUGAAGGCAUCUGAUCUCUGAUAGCUGGAGGAACUAGUACACCUAGGGUUUGACAGCAGCAAUUUACUCCUCAAGGAAAAUAGAUAAGCACUAAGAUUUCCAGUGACAGAAUCCAGAGACUCGCACCAAAUGGGCAAAGGAUGCAAAACAAUGAGCUGGAAUUGCAGCUUUCCGACAUUGUUGGCACAUCUUUAACUGGAUGCUGCCAAAAUUCUGACUCUAUAUCUGUAUAAUCAUUGUUCUAUGGCGCAGAGUUGUGACUUGUCCUAUUUAUCUGUAGAAACAGUUCCUGUCCUUGGCUGUAUGUAGAUGGAUGUUGGAGAGUAGACGAAAUACAGAUUUGUAGGAAUGUCAUAUAUCCAAGUUCUUCCCAUUCCCUGGGUAAUACUGUUAGGUCGGACUUCACUUUGAUUGACUGAAUGGAUUUGCUGAUUUGGUACAUUAAGAUUCCGCUCAUUCAAAGUGCAGACAGAAGUGUUGUACGUGGAGAAUGCACCUUUGUAGUUGUCUUUUUGGCAGCCUGCUGGUGGGGGAUUGGUAUUUUGCACAAUGGUGGCUUUUCUUUUGGUGUGUGGUAAUUGUUUCUUUGUGUUGAAACUUUAAGUAGAAGCAAAAUUGUUGACAUAGAAAUGGUAGUGGUUCACCAUGGGUAUUGUAAUCGCUUGAGGAGAAAGUUAUGGAACUAAUCUUACAG
Molecule: messenger RNA, 2283 nt
Organism: Linum tenue
Lineage: Eukaryota; Viridiplantae; Streptophyta; Magnoliopsida; Malpighiales; Linaceae
Source: the annotation of a GenBank genome assembly